This is a messenger RNA of Phaedon cochleariae (mustard beetle), 2916 nucleotides long. NCBI's taxonomy places the organism in Eukaryota, Metazoa, Arthropoda, Insecta, Coleoptera, Chrysomelidae. The record is from the annotation of a GenBank genome assembly.
GUGUACGUGUUUGUUGGUGAGCACAUAGCCCUAAUAGAUUUCAUAAAAUGCCUCCAGAGACGAAAGCUGUUAGAAAGCGGAGAUUACGUCGUGAUAUCCGUUGACGAUGAAAUAUACGACCCCAACAGACGGAUCAAACUAAUUAGAAGAGAUUAUCUUGACCCCUUCCUGCGCGAAAGUUGGGGUAAUGCUAGUGACCUGAUGGGGUUCAGAUCUGUUCUGAAACUCACUCCUUCCCAUCCUAGGAAUCCCAAUUAUAAAUACAUUUGUGAGAAGAUAAAAACAACAUCUGCGAAACCUCCAUUUUGUGUUCCCUAUCAUCAUAAGAUAUUCGACAGCAUAUCUGUACCUAUCCAAGCUGCAUAUCUUUAUGAUGCAGUCAUGAUCUACGCCAGAGCUUUAACUGAAGUUUUUCAAAACAACGAGGAUCCUAGAAAUGGUACCGCCAUAUUGGAUAGGAUUGUCAACAGAUCUUAUCAUUCCAUACAAGGCUAUGACGUAUUUAUAGAUGGUAAUGGAGACGCUGAGGGUAAUUUCACAGUGGUAGCCCUUCUCGACGAUAAAGAAAUGAAUGGCACCCUACGAAUGAGUAUGCAGCCUGUCGGAUAUUUCCAGUACAAUUCUAAUGGAAGCAUCAAAGCUACAGCAUUGCCAGAAUUCAGAUAUUUCAACUCGGCCAGACCGAUCCAGUGGGUAGGAGGAAAACGGCCUAGAGCAGAGCCCAAAUGUGGAUUCUAUGGACAAAAGUGCAUAUACAAAGUCGACUGGAAAAUUGUGGCAAGCAUGAUUCUCGUAUCGACAAUCGUCAUUGUUGGUAUACUUUUUGCUGUCAAACAUUAUCGAUACGAACAAAAAUUGGCGUGCCUGUUAUGGAAAAUCGAUAUGAAAGAUGUGAUAAUAAUUCCCACAGAAACGACAGAACUGUCAAACGAAAACAAAAAUAUGAUAAGAGUAUGCAGACACAGCGUCUUCCAUGCACCGACCAGCAGCAUUGUAGAUGUCUCUGAACAAUCUCCCAAGCGAGCUUAUACGACAAUAGGGCUCUACAAAGGAAACAUCGUCGCUAUCAAGUAUUUGCACAAACGUUCGGUGGAUUUGACAAGGUCUAUAAGGAAGGAAUUGAAACAGAUACGUGAAGUACGUCAUGAAAAUCUAAUUCCAUUCAUCGGAGCAAGCGUUGACCAUGGAAAUGUUGCCAUAUUGACGGCAUAUUCUGCAAGAGGAAGCCUCGAAGAUGUAUUAAAGAAUAAGGAUCUCAAUUUGGACAACAUGUUUGUUUCAUCACUGGUCACUGAUAUUUUGAAGGGAAUGAUCUAUCUUCAUGACAGCGAAAUCAUUUCUCAUGGCAAUCUAAGAAGUAGUAAUUGUUUGAUAGACAGUCGAUGGGUUUUGCAAAUAUCUGACUUCGGACUACACGAAUUCAAAACCAAUCAAGAUGAUCCAGACUGGAAAGCGAAAGAAACUAAGAGAUUGGUGUAUAGAGCACCAGAAUUACUGAGAGACCCUUCACCACCGGCAAGAGGAACCCAAAAGGGAGACGUUUACUCUUUUGCUGUUGUUUUAUAUGAAAUCAUUGGAAAGGAAGGUCCUUGGGGAAACAUCAAUAUGGAACCAUCAGAAAUAAUCAGAGGGGUGAAGAAGUUAAAUCAAGAAUGCCCGUUACGACCACCCUUAGAAAAUUUUGGUGCCGCCGAGUAUAUUAUGAAAUGUAUGAAGGCUUGUUGGCACGAAGAACCAGAACUGAGGCCUGACAUACGAUAUGUCAGAGUUAGACUUAAAGAGAUGCAGGCUGGAUUGAAACCAAAUAUUUUCGAUAAUAUGUUAGCUAUUAUGGAGAAGUACGCCUAUAACUUGGAGGGAUUGGUGCAAGAGAGGACAAAUCAGUUGACUGAGGAGAAGAAGAAAACUGAUGCGCUUCUCCAUAGAAUGCUGCCAAAAUCUGUAGCAGAUUCGCUCAAAAAGGGGGAGAAAGUUGAGGCAGAGUCGUUCGAAUGCGUGACAAUAUAUUUUAGUGAUAUCGUAGGAUUCACAGAACUUUCAGCAGUCAGUACUCCGCUUCAAGUAAUAGAUUUGCUCAAUGAUCUCUACACUUGUUUCGACUCCAUCAUAUCACAUUACGAUGUCUAUAAGGUUGAAACAAUCGGUGACGCUUACAUGGUUGUGAGUGGACUGCCCAUCAAGAAUGGGGAUCGUCAUGCCGGAGAAAUUGCUUCAAUGGCGCUGCAUUUGCUCAGUAAAAUAAAGAAAUUCGAAAUAAAACACAGGCAAGGCGAAGUACUCCAAUUGAGGAUAGGCAUACAUUCAGGCCAUGUUGUUGCUGGUGUAGUCGGACUGAAAAUGCCAAGGUAUUGCCUUUUUGGAGAUACUGUCAACACUGCUUCGAGAAUGGAGAGUUCAGGAGAUGCUUUCAGGAUACACAUAUCACAUGCUACGUAUAUGCUGCUCCAAAGGUUAGGAGGGUAUACUUGCGAGGAACGAGGACUGAUACCUAUCAAGGGUAAAGGCGAAAUGAGAACAUAUUGGUUAGCAGGAGAUGAUCCAGCUCAACGAAUGGCAAGAAUCAGAGAAGAACUCGUUGGAUCUAAUUUAUUCAACAGUAUAAGUUCAGAAAGACUGAGUAAUAGAACGCCUGAUCUGCUGCAACGAACUGGAGUGAACUUGGAAAGGGAUACUCAAUUGUACGACCACUGCCAUACAUGUAACUCCCAAUCGAGCUGUCCCGUACUCCAAUUGCAUCAAAGGGCCAGGAGGGCAUUCAAUCCCAUGCAGAGCCAGGAAACCAUUGAUGGCAGUUUCGACAUGUUAUGUCCCGAAAUGUACAGAUAUCAUCUCACCAGACUCAAUUACAGAUCUUCGUAUAGGAAUCCCCGAUCAGCGCCCGCCAUCACUUUCACAAGUGGUAAUGAACACAUCUGA